AUGGCGCUGCCUCCCAUCGUCACUGCAACUCUGCAGUCAGCUGCCCUCAGUGGCACUUCAAACAUACUGGCCCAGGUCCUGACGGCCUACCAGACCGAUAAACAACUCGUCAUCGACUGGGUCCCCGUCUUCCAGUUCAUUAUCUUCACCCUCCUCAGCACACCGCCAAACUUCUUGUGGUGGGUCUCCCAGCGAGCACUUGUCUUUCACCAUCGCGGAUCCCUCUUCUACCUGCAUGCACGAUACGCGUCGUACCCUAGACCGUCGUCACUGACACAUACCAGGCAAGGUUUCCUCGAAGAGAGCUUCCCGGCCUACCACGUCUCGCCCACCAAGAAGGCCAUCGCCUCGGCCGCGGCCAACGACGACAAAGCGCUCGACCGCGAGGCGCGCGAGGACCAGCUCGUGGAGCCCAAGCUCAACAUCCGCAACACGCUCAUCAAGCUCGUCCUCGACCAGACCGUCGGCGCCGCGCUCAACACGCUCGCUUUCAGCAUGUUCAUGCACAGCAUCCAGACGGCGAUGGUGCGCCCGGAGCACCUCGCGGCCGCGCAGCACUCGGGCACGUUUUUGUUUUCGCGGGGCGCCAUCGACUAUAGUAAUGUUGACUGGCAGUCCGUCGUCCACAAGAGCCAGCUCGAGUUCGUGCCCAUCUUCAUCGCUGGCCUGAAGUUGUGGCCCAUGGUCAGUCUGGUGAACUUCGCCUUCAUCAAGAGCAUUGAGGGUAGAAACUUGGUUGGUUCUCUUGCGGGUGUCGCUUGGGGUAUUUACAUGAGUCUGGUUGCUGCGCGAUAA
This is a messenger RNA of Colletotrichum abscissum, 795 nucleotides long. Its product is annotated as Mpv17/PMP22 family protein. Bases 1 to 795 code for a protein of 264 amino acids. Lineage: Eukaryota; Fungi; Ascomycota; Sordariomycetes; Glomerellales; Glomerellaceae. The transcript has 2 exons. The record is from RefSeq and is a predicted model, not a curated record. Gene Ontology annotation, cellular component: cytoplasm; membrane.